Molecule: messenger RNA, 586 nt
Organism: Formica exsecta
Lineage: Eukaryota; Metazoa; Arthropoda; Insecta; Hymenoptera; Formicidae
Gene: UQCR-6.4
Product: cytochrome b-c1 complex subunit 10-like
Exons: 2
Coding region: 135-296 (53 amino acids)
Biological process (GO): mitochondrial electron transport, ubiquinol to cytochrome c
Cellular component (GO): mitochondrial inner membrane
Source: RefSeq, a predicted model, not a curated record
GAUAUACUAUGUCUAUGUCCCUUCCAUCUUCCACUGCCAUCAGCAGUCCAUUCUGUCGAUGGUACUAUAAUCUAUAAUUCUCUGAACAGAAGCCGAGGCUGAGGUUACUGCUUGAAUCGAACGAUAUUGAGGGAAUGGCUCUUCGAUUAGGACGAAAACACGUCGAAUUAGCUGGGAAAUGGCUUCCAACUGCGAUGACCUAUGGAACUGCUGGAUCAUUAACAUUUUUGUAUUUCACCGAUUGGAAAGCAGUAUUGCAAUAUGUUCCUUUCUAUAGUGGCAAAUAUGAGGAAUAAAUCACACAAUAGUCAUAUCAGUUCUCCGAUAUGAUUAUGUAAUAAUUCUAUUGGAACUAUAUAGAGAUUUUAUUGUACCGUACUAUUUACAUCUUUUGUUUAUUUAAAUAAGAAUAUUAAUAAAGAAUCAUAUAAAUAACAAUGUAGCAAUAUACAAUAUUGUCUUGAUUUCAACUUUCAUUUUGUUCCUGCUGUAAAGUUCUUUUCUUGCGUAGCUCGUAAAUAAUGUUUGCAUGUUCUUCUGCUUGGGCACUUCUAUUUUUCAUAUACCAUGGUUUUACAUAAAUCCU